AUGAAGGCACCAACUCAUUUUAUUAUUAUUAGCAUAAUCUUAUCAUUAUUUUUUUAUAUCGGAUUAGCAGAAGUUGUUUCCUGCCCAAAUGCUGAUAAAAAUUGUUAUUAUUUAAAUGAACUUUUAGCUCCUUGUGAUUAUAAGAUUGAUUUUAGUUAUAUAUAUUACUACUUUAGUGUGGGUGGUGAUAAUUUUAGUGGCCUUGAAAAUUGCAGUUGUACUAAAGAAUUUUAUGAUACCCUUGUUACUUGUGGUAAAUUUUGCCAAUUUCCUGUCGACACUACAGUAAAAUAUGAAAGUGAUUGUAAAAUUGCUAAGCAUCCGGUGGAUCUCAGUGGAGGGAAUCCAGCUCCAACAACAGGUGGUACAUAG
Rhizophagus irregularis DAOM 181602=DAOM 197198 is the source of this 372-nucleotide messenger RNA. RefSeq lists its product as uncharacterized. The record is from RefSeq and is a predicted model, not a curated record. NCBI's taxonomy places the organism in Eukaryota, Fungi, Glomeromycota, Glomeromycetes, Glomerales, Glomeraceae.